AUGUCAAAAGCGAUAAAGCAAAAUUUGGCGGAUUCGAAAAAGAUGAGCGCAGAAUUAUUCUGUCUCACUUAUGGUGCAAUGGUCACUGAAAUGUUGAAGGACUACGAGGAUCCAAAGGAUGUAACUAUUCAAUUGGAUAAGAUGGGAUUUAAUAUGGGCACCCGCCUUGCCGACGACUUUCUUGCCAAAAACGCCAAUGUUCCACGAUGCGUUGACACUCGACAAAUCGCUGAUGUCCUGUGUCGAAAUGCGAUUCCCUGUUAUCUCGGAAUUUCAGCCACAGCUUCAUCGUGGACAAGUGGCGAUCGUGAAUUUACGAUUACACUUGAAGCGAAUCCACUUACGGAAUUAGUUCAGGUACCCGCACACCUUGUUUCGGCCGGUCUUUCCUACUCUCAACUGAUUGCUGGUGCAAUUCGUGGUGCUCUUGAAGCAGUUCACUUUAAAGUUUAUGCAUCAGCUACAGACACUGGUGCAAAUACGGAAAUCAGAAUUCGCUUCGAUCAAGUCUUGAAAGACAGCCUACCUGCCGGUGAAGAUGAUUAAAUAUAUGUGAUGGCUUGUUCAAAUUUUCUCAUUCCGAAAAGUUAUUUAUUGAAAAUAAAAUAUAUUGUAAUUAAA
Caenorhabditis elegans is the source of this 621-nucleotide messenger RNA. It is a transcript of the gene trpp-3, whose product is annotated as Trafficking protein particle complex subunit 3 homolog. Gene Ontology annotation, cellular component: TRAPP complex; endoplasmic reticulum; Golgi apparatus. The record is from RefSeq and is marked reviewed. The coding region runs from base 1 to 546 and encodes 181 amino acids. The transcript is spliced from 4 exons. NCBI's taxonomy places the organism in Eukaryota, Metazoa, Nematoda, Chromadorea, Rhabditida, Rhabditidae. Gene Ontology annotation, biological process: Golgi vesicle transport.